UGGGUGGGGCGGGCCGAGCGCGGGAAACUGGGGCGCUCUGGCCGUGCGCGGCUGCAGGCCCAUCACUGGUGGAGAUGGAGUUCUCCAGUAGCCGAGCAAGGCUGAAGCAUUCCUGGCUGGCGGGAGACCGGCGGCAUCAGUAUCCUCACAGCCUGCAGUUCUACGUGGACCCCCCCACGGAAAACAUCUCACUGGUGGAGUUUGAGAGCUUUGCCAUCGACCGCCUGAGGCUGCUCAAAGUAGUUGAAAGCCUUGGUGUGACCUAUGCAAGAGGGAACGAUUCAUACAAAGCUAAGCUGGAGGCUGAGCUCCGGAAACUCAAAUUUCCCUACAAAGCUUUGGCAGAGGACGAUUAUGAGGCAAGACGAAAAGACCAUAUCUCUCAUUUCAUAUUACGCCUUGCUUACUGUCAGACCGAGGAUCUCAGGCGUUGGUUUCUUCAACAAGAAAUGGAUCUCUUGCGAUAUCGCUUCAAUCAACUAACUGACUCUUUAAGACAGAAAUUUCUGGAACAUGUUAACUUAUCCUUUGAAGCUGUUAGUGAAGACCUGAAAAAUGAGUUGGCGCAUGAGCUGCUUACAUCAACCCCUGGACUCAGUAUGAUUAAAGUAAAAGAACAAAUGUUCUAUAAGGUCGGACUUGUAGAUGCUGUGGAUCUGUUUAGAGCCAGAAAAGUGUUUAUUAAAGAUGGCUUUGCAUAUGUGCCACUUAAGGACAUUGAUGCAAUUGUUUUGAAUAACUAUAGAACAAAGUUAUCGAAAGCACUCGCGCUGACUGCACGAUCGCUGCCAUCUAUACAAUCUGAUGAGAGACUACAACCUCUACUUAAUCAUCUCAGCCAUUCUUACGUUGGCCCAGAUUACAGUGUGCAAAAGAACACUGGAAAAAUUUCCCUAGAACAGAUCGAUGCUCUUUCUGUGAAGUCAUUCCCUAUUUGCAUGCGGCAGUUGCACAAAGCCCUACGUGAUAACCAUCAUCUCCGUCAUGGAGGCCGUAUGCAGUAUGGGCUGUUCUUAAAAGGCAUUGGCUUGACUCUGGAACAGGCACUAGAAUUUUGGAAGAAAGAGUUUAUCAGAGGAAAAGUGGACGCAGAAAAGUUUGACAAAGGAUACGCUUACAGCAUUCGCCACAACUAUGGGAAAGAAGGAAAGAGAACUGAUUAUACCCCAUACAGCUGCAUGAAGAUUAUCAUGUCCAAUCCACCAAGUCAAGGGGAUUAUCAUGGGUGCCCAUUCCGCCACUGUGAUCCUGAACUCUUGAAGCAGAAACUGCAAUCAUAUAAGAUCCCUCCCAGUGGAGUAACUCAGAUCCUGGAAUUGGUGAAAGGGAUGCAUUACCAGCUGGCCUGUCAGAAGUACUUCGAGUUGACGCAUGAUGUUGAUGAUGUUGGGUUUUCUUUGAAUCAUCCUAACCAGUAUUUUAUGGAGAGUCAAAAGCUACUGAGUGGUGGUAGAGAACUGAAGAAGGAACUAAGUAACCCAGGAAACACUCAGCAAAAAACUAAUAGUCAGGAAAGCAUGAACUCAAAUUCUGGUCCCACCUCUUCAAAUACAACAGCUGAUGCAGAGCUGGAAGGACUGGAGGCAUACUUCACUGAAGACUAAGCAGCUGUGUUAUUUGGGUGUUUCGUUUUGGUUUUUUUUUUUUCUUUCUUUCAUUCUUUCCCCUCUGUAGCUGGAUUUGUCCCAAUAUUAAAGAACAUGCACUUCACUAUGAGGAAGGCACAGGCAUUUGACACUUUGAAUAGCUUGAAGAAAAGAAAGGCAGAUGCUGCAGCUUUAAUUGCAUCCAGUACUUAUUCUUGCUGCUUUAGGACACUGUUUUAUAUGGCAUGUUGAAGGAUGGGGAAUGAAAGUUCCUUCCCAGUUAUUAGGUGAUUUUAAUCUGACUUACCUGUUUUGUUUUCCUUCAAAAUGUUUAAAUAUUUCAGUCCCAUUUUUGUGGUCACGUUUAUAUGUUUCUUCUUAAUAAACAA
This is a messenger RNA of Cuculus canorus (common cuckoo), 1975 nucleotides long. It is a transcript of the gene PRIM2, whose product is annotated as DNA primase subunit 2. The transcript is spliced from 14 exons. Gene Ontology annotation, biological process: DNA replication, synthesis of primer. The record is from RefSeq and is a predicted model, not a curated record. Gene Ontology annotation, cellular component: alpha DNA polymerase:primase complex. The coding region runs from base 75 to 1604 and encodes 509 amino acids. Lineage: Eukaryota; Metazoa; Chordata; Aves; Cuculiformes; Cuculidae.